Molecule: messenger RNA, 902 nt
Organism: Cylindrotheca closterium
Lineage: Eukaryota; Bacillariophyta; Bacillariophyceae; Bacillariales; Bacillariaceae
Source: the annotation of a GenBank genome assembly
AUGGAAGAAGCCAGUUUUAUGGAACACGUCCGAACGGCGCCGUCAGACGACAAACUAUUUCAAAAUCCUUUAAAUGAUGAUGAUGACGACGAUGAUGAGGAUGAAGAUGAUGAAAGCUUUGUGCCCGAUUCGUUGCGAGCCUUUAUGGAAGACGCCAAUGCCAAAUUGGAUGCGGAUUUGAGUGAUAUUUUGAAUUCCGACAACCUCAAAAACAAGACAUCAUCAGCAGGCAAUAACAAUAACAAUAACCAUCAUCAUUGGAUGGAAGACGAUGAUGAUACUGACAUGGACGAGGAUCCUCCCGCUCCUCAAAUGCCCGACAUGGAUCAUGUCAAUAGCCUAUUAGCAUCCACAAUAUCAUCAUCAUCAUCAUUAACAACAGCAACAACAGCAACAAGAAGUCAAUCAGAUGGAAUUCAAAUCAAGAACAGCAACAACAACAACAACAACAGUAGUAGCAUUAGCAGCAACCGCAAGCUGAUGGUACCACCACUCCAACAACAACAACAACAACAACAAUACGAGGAGCCACCUGAAGAAGAAGACGAAGAGCCGAUAUUGUCACGGAUCCAACACAUUAUAAAGGAUGUGGAUCCAACAACAACCAUGCAAGACGAAGAAGAAGACGCGCCAGCAGCAACAACAAACGCACAAGACAAGCCGUUUGCACAACUAACGACCCGGGAUUUGUUGCAACCCAAACCCAUUCCGGAUCCCAAUGCUCUUGACGAUUGCACUGACGAUACUGAAACCGACGAAAAUUCCAAUUAUGUUCGUGACAAUCAAUUCUUCAAGGAUAUUUUGAAACAAGAAGAAGACUUGUCCUUGAAGCAUAAUCUCAUGAUGGGAUUGUUGGACGAAGAUGCCGCACGGGAAAAACAAUUCAAAGAAGAGCAACGUCG